GCCGCCGCCGCACGCAGCAGCAGCAGCAGCAGCGCCAGCAGCAUCGCACGCCCUCCCUCUCAACCAGCCCGCCGACCGCGCGGCGACAACAUCCGACCGACCGACCGACCGACGCAAUGGCCGACUUCGACUUUGUCAGGCGCAUGACGCCUGCCGGCUACACGUUUCCCUCGCACCGGCUGCGGCGCACCUGCGACCCCGGCCGCGUGCCGCUCGUCCUUGUCGCCUGCGGAUCAUUCUCCCCCAUAACCUUUUUGCACCUGCGCAUGUUCCCCAUGGCCCGCGACCACAGCCGUAACGAAGGGUUCGACGUCAUCGGCGGCUACCUGUCGCCCGUGUCCGAUGCCUACAAGAAAAAGGGCCUCGCGCCCGCGCAACACCGCGUGCGCAUGUGCGAGCUGGCCACGGAGAACACGUCCAAGUGGCUCAUGGUGGACCCGUGGGAGGCGGAGAACCCGACGUACAUCCCCACGGCCCGCGUGCUCGAUCACUUCGACUACGAGAUCAACCACGUCAUGGGCGGCGUCGAGUGCUCCGACGGAACGCGCAAGCCCGCCAAGAUUGUCCUGCUGGCGGGCGCCGAUCUGAUCCAGACCAUCAGCACGCCCGAGGUCUGGGACGCCCGGGACGUCGACCACAUCCUCGGCAACUUUGGCGUCUUUGUGCUCGAGCGCACCGGCACCGAGCUCGACUCGGCCCUGGCCAGCCUCAAGCAGUGGGAGAAGAACAUUCACGUCAUCCGCCAGGUCGUGACCAACGACAUCAGCAGCACAAAGGUGCGCCUGUUGCUUAAGCGCGACAUGAGCAUCGAUUACCUGAUACCCGACGACGUCAUCAACUACAUUUACGAGCAUAAUCUAUACCGGGACCUAGACCUGCCCGCCGGCAACGGCAAGGGCAAGGAGAAGGCGGCGGCGGCGGGGCCUAGUCGAUAGAGGCUGGCGCGGGAGCAUCGGCGUUUUUGGGUUUGGCUUGUCUGCCUUUUAUUUAUUAUUUUUGGAGCGAAGCGUGAAGGGAGGUGCUGGAUAUACAGCUGCAGGCAGGGCGGAGAGAGUCGCAGCUCACUGCGGGUGUGGGAGAGAGCUACGAGGCACGUCGUCGGCAUUUAUAGACGUUGCGCAUGUACAAUGCGUCCCCGUGUUUGUGUGUGUGCGUGCCUGUGUGCGUGUGUAUAUCCAUGUCCAUCAACAUGUGGUGCCGGCGCAUCGGUAGCCAAUCCGGCCAGCAGGCCGACGCCAACUUUUCGGCUGGGCACCCGGACAGAUCGUACUGACA
This is a messenger RNA of Purpureocillium takamizusanense, 1275 nucleotides long. RefSeq names its product Nicotinamide-nucleotide adenylyltransferase (gene NMA1). Gene Ontology annotation, molecular function: nicotinate-nucleotide adenylyltransferase activity; nicotinamide-nucleotide adenylyltransferase activity. Bases 117 to 935 code for a protein of 272 amino acids. Gene Ontology annotation, biological process: NAD+ biosynthetic process. NCBI's taxonomy places the organism in Eukaryota, Fungi, Ascomycota, Sordariomycetes, Hypocreales, Ophiocordycipitaceae. The transcript has 4 exons. The record is from RefSeq and is a predicted model, not a curated record.